Molecule: messenger RNA, 2195 nt
Organism: Bradysia coprophila
Lineage: Eukaryota; Metazoa; Arthropoda; Insecta; Diptera; Sciaridae
Gene: hpo
Product: serine/threonine-protein kinase hippo
Biological process (GO): protein phosphorylation; intracellular signal transduction; protein tetramerization
Cellular component (GO): cytoplasm
Molecular function (GO): protein serine/threonine kinase activity; ATP binding
Source: RefSeq, a predicted model, not a curated record
AAGUUAAUUUUUUUCCCAUUUUGAUUUUGUCGCCUUCACAUGAUAUGGAAUGGAGUUUUGAGUCAAAUUUACAUUCAAAUAAUUGGUUAUUUUGUGAUUAUUUUCCGUUUUUCAAGUAUGGUAACAAUAAGUUCGUUACGUGUAAUUGUUUAAUUUGGUGUGAAUGCUUAAUAUAACUUAAAAAAUGUCUUCCAAAAGCGAACUGAAGAAAUUAUCGGAAGAAAGUUUGGCCCGGCCACCAGAAGAAGUGUUUGAUAUAAUAUGUAAACUAGGCGAGGGUAGUUAUGGAUCAGUGUACAAAGCGUUACACAAAGAAAGUGGUGUUGUCGUUGCCAUUAAAUUAGUGCCAGUGGAAUCAGAUCUACAUGAAAUAAUAAAAGAAAUCUCGAUCAUGCAACAAUGUGAUUCACCAUACGUAGUGCGAUAUUAUGGAAGUUAUUUUAAGCAAUGCGACUUGUGGAUCUGUAUGGAAUAUUGUGGUGCUGGUAGUGUGUCGGAUAUUAUGCGAUUGCGAAAGAAAACGCUAUCGGAAGAGGAAAUCGCUACGAUUUUGAGUGACACAUUGAAGGGUCUAGAAUAUUUGCAUUUAAGACGGAAAAUUCACAGGGACAUAAAAGCAGGAAACAUUCUACUAAACUCAGAAGGACACGCUAAAUUAGCCGAUUUCGGCGUUGCUGGUCAAUUAACCGAUACCAUGGCUAAACGAAAUACGGUUAUCGGAACGCCAUUCUGGAUGGCACCGGAAGUUAUUGAAGAGGUUGGCUACGAUUGUGUCGCUGAUAUUUGGUCGUUGGGUAUAACAGCUUUAGAAAUGGCAGAAGGAAAACCACCUUACGGUGACAUUCAUCCGAUGCGGGCCAUUUUUAUGAUACCUCAGAAACCACCACCAUCAUUUCGUGACCCGGAUCGAUGGACGACAGAAUUUAUUGAUUUUGUUAGUUUGUGUUUAGUUAAAAAUCCAGAGGAACGUGCUACAGCCACGGACUUAUUACAGCAUGUCUUCAUAAAAGAACAAUCAGCCAAAACACGGUCAAUUUUAAAUGACAUGAUUGCCGAAGCGCAUGUUAUAAGAGAAAAUCAGACUUAUCGUCAAGUGGCCAUCAACCAAGCUAAGCAACUACAAAAUCACACUGAAGAAACGGAUGACGAUGACCAUCAGGUGAAUUCGAGAACCAUAAAAGAAUUUCCGGAAGACACUGGAACCCUUGUACCUGAAAAAGACAAUUUAGAUGGAACAAUGAUUGCUCAUGCUGAUUGUGGUACACUUGUACCAGACGGUACAAUGGUUGAAUUGGAAUCGAAUCUCGGUACGAUGGUCAUUAACAGCGAUUCCGAGGAUUCAACGAUGAAGAAACAUGACACUAACCCCGACAAACCCAAAUACCGUCCGCCGUUUCUCGAUCAUUUCGAUCGUAAAAAAACUGAAGCUGUAAAUAACAUGAUCAACAUGGACGCUGAAACGAAUUCAAAUGCAAUAAAACCAUUGAAUGGUUCGCCUUCUCCAAGUGCACCUCCCGAACAGCCCGUUCAGUCAGUCGAGGAACGUCAACGAUAUCAAUCUCAUUUGCAAUUACAAUUGAAUCAAAUAUCUGCCGCCAAUCAAAUGGGUGUACAACAUCUGAUGCAUCAUGGUGCUGGCGAAAAUGUGAUACUUCAUCAGAGACAACCGGAUCCCGUGAAUAAAUAUCAACGGAAUUUUGUCGACGGUGAUUUUGAGUUUUUGAAAUUUUUGAGUUUUGAUGAUCUGCAACAACGCCUGAGUAGCAUAGAUGUAGAAAUGGAACGAGAAAUUGAUGAAUUGAAUCGAAAGUAUACAGCAAAACGUCAGCCUAUUUUAGAUGCCAUGGAUGCCAAGCGUAAAAGACAACAAAAUCUAAAUAACAAUUUGAUAAAAAUUUAAAACCAGAAACAUUUGGGGCAGUACAGCUAAACCAAUUUGUAUUUUACGCGCAUUGUUAUACAAAUGCAGAUAAUUUUUAAGACACCACACAUCAUACAUUGUAGGCAAUUUAUGAUCAUUUAUAUACAUCAUUAAUAGCAUAUAGGAACAUUGUGAUUGAAUUUAUAAUCAUUUUGUUGAGAACUCUGUUGACUUCCCGUGAGAACUACAAGAUUGAACCGAACGGCAAACAAUAAACAAAUUUAUAUUCAUAGCAUUGAAACAAAUAAACAAAAAAAUAAUGUCAUAUUUUACA